Fusarium coffeatum is the source of this 645-nucleotide messenger RNA. RefSeq lists its product as uncharacterized. The record is from RefSeq and is a predicted model, not a curated record. The coding region runs from base 1 to 645 and encodes 214 amino acids. The transcript has a single exon. NCBI's taxonomy places the organism in Eukaryota, Fungi, Ascomycota, Sordariomycetes, Hypocreales, Nectriaceae.
AUGGUUUCGUCAAGACUCUUUGCUGGCUUCGUUGCCCUUGCUUCCAUUCACGCUGCCAACGCUGGAGCAUGCCGUCCCAGGCCCAGCUCUACAAUCGUUUAUGGGACAGAUACCACUCUCACAACUGCUGAGACCUCAUUCCAAACUUCUAUUGAGGCUGAGACAUCCGCCACCACUCUUGACGAGACAACCACUCUUGAAGAAACCACGACCGCUGAGACCCCGUUCCAAACUUCAUUCGAGACUGAAACAUCCGCUAUUACUGCCGACGAGACUACUACUCUUGAAACCACGGCCGCAUUUACAACAGCCGAGACCUCAAUUGAGACAUCUUUCGUGACAGAGGAUGACUUGACCACCACUCUCGAGACCACCCAAAACCUCGACUUUACCACCGAUAUCACCUCUUUCAUCACUCUCACCGCUGAUCCAACCACCACUGAGGCUCCUUCCACUACUUCUCGUGCCCCGGUCCCCGCCGAUAUCUUUCCCUGCAUGUCGGAUUCGGAAUGCGAGGGUAAGAUGGUUGAGGUUUGUGACAGAAGUCGGUGCGGAUGCGUCGACGGCUUCUGCGGGGUUCUGCAAGUCUCUGUUAGCCUCCCAAUCAUUGGGGACUCUAUGACCCUUCCAGUCAUCGGAAACUAA